Colletotrichum navitas is the source of this 1878-nucleotide messenger RNA. Its product is annotated as phosphoglucomutase/phosphomannomutase. Bases 168 to 1829 code for a protein of 553 amino acids. The record is from RefSeq and is a predicted model, not a curated record. Gene Ontology annotation, biological process: carbohydrate metabolic process. The transcript is spliced from 5 exons. NCBI's taxonomy places the organism in Eukaryota, Fungi, Ascomycota, Sordariomycetes, Glomerellales, Glomerellaceae. Gene Ontology annotation, molecular function: phosphoglucomutase activity; magnesium ion binding. Gene Ontology annotation, cellular component: cytosol.
GCCCCGCCCCCCGCCAGGUCUGUUGCCGCUCCUAAUCCGGUUCGCAUGAGGGGAUGAGGGAGACAGAUACUGAUAUUAGUUAACAGCUCCCAACAUCCUCCUUUUCUCUCUUACAUCCUUUGAGACACUUCCCUCUGGAACCUCACAACCUCAAAUUGCACGGCAUCAUGGACGUCAAGACUGUUGAAUUCAAGCCCUUCCAGGACCAGAAGCCCGGAACUUCUGGUCUUCGCAAGAAGGUUACUGUCUUCCAGCAACCUCACUACAGCGAGUCCUUCGUCACAAGCAUUCUUCUGUCCAUCCCCGAGGGUGUUGAAGGUUCUUUCCUCGUCAUCGGUGGUGAUGGCCGCUUCUGGAACCCCGAAGUCGUUCAAUUGAUCGCCAAGAUUGGUGCUGCGUACGGCGUCAAGAAGUUGCUCAUCGGCCAGAAUGGCAUCCUGUCCACGCCUGCCGCCAGCCAUGUCAUCCGCAAGCGCAAGGCCACUGGUGGUAUUCUUCUGACUGCCAGCCAUAACCCCGGCGGUCCCAAGAACGACUUCGGCAUCAAGUACAACCUUGCCAACGGUGGCCCUGCCCCCGAGUCCGUUACCAACAAGAUCUACGAGGCCUCCAAGGCCCUUACCUCUUACAAGAUCGCCGACAUCCCCGAUGUCGACAUCGCCACAAUCGGCACCAAGACCUACGGCUCCCUCGAGGUUGAGGUCAUCGACAGCACCACUGACUACGUCGACAUGCUUAAGGACAUCUUUGACUUUGACCUGAUCAAGAAGUUCUUCCAGUCCCACCCCGACUUCAAGGUCCUCUUCGACGGUCUUCACGGCGUCACCGGCCCCUACGGAACCGCCAUCUUCGAGAAGGAGCUUGGCCUCAAGGGCGCCACCCAGAACUGCGUGCCCAGCCCCGACUUCAACGGCGGCCACCCCGAUCCCAACCUUACCUACGCCCACUCCCUUGUUGAAGUUGUUGACAAGAACAAUAUCCCCUUCGGUGCCGCCUCUGACGGUGACGGUGACCGCAACAUGAUUUACGGCGCCAACGCUUUCGUCUCUCCCGGCGACUCCCUGGCCAUCAUCGCCCACCACGCCAAUCUGAUUCCCUACUUCAAGAAGCAGGGUGUCUACGGCCUGGCCCGCUCCAUGCCCACCUCUGGUGCCGUCGACCUGGUCGCCAAGAAGCAGGGUCUGAACUGCUACGAGGUCCCCACCGGCUGGAAGUUCUUCUGUGCCCUCUUUGACGCUAACAAGCUAUCCAUUUGCGGUGAGGAGUCUUUCGGCACUGGAAGCAACCACAUCCGCGAGAAGGAUGGUCUUUGGGCCGUCAUUGCUUGGCUGAACAUCAUCGCCGGUAUCGGUGUGCAGAACCCCGACGUCACCCCCUCCAUCAAGAAGAUUCAGCAUGACUUCUGGAACGAGUACGGCCGUACCUUCUUCACUCGCUACGACUACGAGGAUGUCGACAGCGAGGGCGCCAACAAGGUCGUCGGUGUUCUCAAGGACCUUGUCGCCGACCCCAACUUCAUCGGCAGCAAGGUUGGAGACCGCACCGUCACCGGCGCUGGCAACUUCUCCUACACCGACCUUGACGGUUCCGUCUCGUCCAACCAGGGACUGUACGCUACUUUCUCCUCUGGCAGCCGUAUAAUCGUCCGCCUUUCUGGUACCGGUUCUUCCGGUGCUACCAUCCGUCUGUACCUCGAGCAGCACAGCAGCGAUCCCAAGACGUACGACCAGGACGCCCAGGACUUCCUCAAGCCCGAGAUCCAGAUGGCAACUGAGCUGCUCAAAUUCAAGGAGUUCAUCGGCCGCGACGAGCCCGACGUCAAGACUUAAGCGUAUUCAUGUAUAAAAAGAGGGGGGGGGGGGUGGAGUGGUAAAAAAA